AUGUCAGUACUGGAUUAUGAGCGAGAGCUCUCUAAAUUGAGCAGGUAUGCUUUAGAAUAUGUUCCAACCGAGGCUGAUAGUUGUAAACGUUUUCUACGGGGACUGCGAGAUGAAAUCAAGAUUCAAUUGGUAAGUCUCAGAAUUAUUGAACUUGUUGAUCUAGUUGAGCGAGCAAAAAUGAUAAAACAAGUACUGGGCCUGGAUAAAAAAUCAAAAAUUGGUAAAUCAGCUGGGAAACGUAUGGGAACUACUAGUUCUAAUCCAUUACCGAGGAGAUUCAGAGAAUCAAAAAGUGACUGGAGAUCCAGCUUUAGUUCGAGAGAGGUGGUAGAAGCGGUAAAUGAUGGCGAUCAUUUCAUCCGAGAUUGUCCGAAAGGUGAAAGUGCCACACCUGUAACAUCUCAAAGAUUAGUACCUACUGUUCGUGGCAGAGGAUCUAGUAGGGGUGGUUCGGGUUCUGUGUCUAGAGGUGAAGGUGUCAGAAGAAACAACGAUAUAGUUACACAACAGUCAGAGGCCAGAGCACCGGCCAGAGCGUACGUAGUCCGGACCCGUGAGGAGGGCGAUGCACAUGAUGUUGUUACAGCUGCUUUCAUGGAUCUGAUGAACAACAUUUUCCAGCCGUACUUAGAUCAGUUUGUGGUGGUUUUCAUUGAUGAUAUAUUGGUAUAUUUGAAGAUCAAGGCAGAACAUGAUCAGCAUCUUCGAAUAGUUCUACAAAUUUUACGAGAGAAACAGCUAUAUGGAAAGCUCAGUAAAUGCGAGUUCUGGUUAUCAGAAGUGGUAUUUACGGGACAUGUAGUAUCUGCAGAUGGAAUUGAGUUGAUCCAAAAAGAUCGAAGCAAUUGUUCAUGGAAGGCGCCAAAGAAUGUAUCGAGGAACGCAGCUUUUCUCGGUUUAAUUGGGUAUUACAGAGAGGCACCGGUAUUAACAUUACCAGAGUCCGGAAAAGAUUUUGUCGUGUAUAGUGAUGCUUCUCUGAGCGGUCUAGCCUGUGUAUUGAUGCAAGAAGGGAAGGUCGUAGCUUAUUCAUCUUGA
Molecule: messenger RNA, 1038 nt
Organism: Gossypium arboreum
Lineage: Eukaryota; Viridiplantae; Streptophyta; Magnoliopsida; Malvales; Malvaceae
Exons: 4
Coding region: 1-1038 (345 amino acids)
Source: RefSeq, a predicted model, not a curated record